UUCCCCCGGUCUUAUCCGCCCGACGAAAUGGAAGCCUGCGCCUCCACCAGCCGCGUCCUCCUCCCUUUCCCUCCCCGCGCCGCGCGGCCGGCGGCGGCCGCCUGCCCCCGGCGCCGCCGGUCGGUGGCCGACCGGAGGAGAGGGGUGCGGCUGGUCCCGGCCCGCGCGUCGCUCGACAGCGCCGCGGUGCUCCUCGACGCCGCCGCCGCCGUCGGGGCGGGGACGGGGACGGGGUACUCGCAGGCCAGCUACUACACCUCGCUGGGGCUCUUCGUGCUCUCCGUGCCGGGGCUCUGGUCGCUCAUCAAGCGCUCCGUCAAGUCCAAGAUUGUGCAGAAGACGUUCGUCAGGGAGGAAGGGCAGCCGACGGCGCCGAGCCUGGUGGCCGGGGAGAUCCUCUCCUUCUUCACGCGCAACAGCUUCGCCGUCUCCGACCGCGGCGAGGUCAUCACCUUCGAGGGCUCAAUGACACCAAGCAGCGCUCAGGCAGCACUGCUGACCUUCUGCACCGUCAUUAGCCUGGGGAGCGUCGGGCUUGUUCUGUCGAUCGCAGUCCCAGAAGGCGGCAACAACUGGUUCUGGCUCAUGACCUUAAGCCCCUUGGCGGGAGUGUACUACUGGACAAAAGCAUCGAGGAAAGAGGAGAUCAAGGUGAAGAUGGUCUUGUCCGACGACGGGAACAGCGUGUCCGAGAUUCUGGUGCGGGGCGACGACGUGCAGGUCGAGCAGAUGAGGAGGGAGCUCAAGAUGAGUGAGAAGGGGAUGAUUUACGUGAAGGGGAUAUUCGAGACAUGACCGAUAGCUUUGAUGUCUGGAGUAUAGUGACCAAGCAAGCAGUUCAAAGCAGGCUUUCCUGUGAUGCGGUGCAAAAUGAAGGUGGGAGAGGAGGUGAGGGUGGGUUUUGGUAAUCCACGGGCAAAUCUGUGUCUUGGCUUCGAGAAAUAGAGAUGGUUUUUGUCGGGAAUUCGGUAUGGCUCCUAGGUCCAAAUGAUCCCAGUAUCUGUACCCUGUUUGUAUAUCAACUACGUACAUAGGAGUUUAACAUGCUUUCCGCACUCUCACUUGUCUGUAUACUAUUCAUCUUUGUGCAGAACAUUCCCUUGGAAUAUGGCUCAAACCCAUUUAUUCCUUACAUCAUAAAGUUGGGUCAUGUUCUUUGAAUUA
Messenger RNA from Aegilops tauschii subsp. strangulata, 1164 nucleotides. RefSeq names its product protein COFACTOR ASSEMBLY OF COMPLEX C SUBUNIT B CCB1, chloroplastic. The record is from RefSeq and is a predicted model, not a curated record. NCBI's taxonomy places the organism in Eukaryota, Viridiplantae, Streptophyta, Magnoliopsida, Poales, Poaceae.